Molecule: messenger RNA, 583 nt
Organism: Triticum dicoccoides
Lineage: Eukaryota; Viridiplantae; Streptophyta; Magnoliopsida; Poales; Poaceae
Exons: 2
Coding region: 62-394 (110 amino acids)
Source: RefSeq, a predicted model, not a curated record
UCUUUCUUCGUAACCUCUUGAUCGCACACACACGGAAGAAAGCUCACCCACAAGCUGCGAAAUGGCUUCUCGUGCCAUUAUCAUCCUCGUGUCUGCCUUGCUCUUCUUCUCGGUGCUCGCGGUCUACCUUCCCGCUGCUUCACGUGCUCGCCAUGCUGCGGCGCUCAACGCGAAAGAUGGUAUCAACUCUGGAGGACGACUGCAUCGUGUUCGUGUGGUGCCUAGUGGCGCGGUGAAGGCUGGCCCCGUCACGAGCGCAUCCGGCGGCUCAGGGCCGAGAAUGGCCACGACUGAGCACCCGGACGACACGGACGCGGCUGCCGAGACGCUCAGGAAAGAUUACAGUUACAGGGGUCCGAGGCGCCCAGGCAGCCCCCUUAUCCACGCGCCGUGAAGGUUGAAAUGAAAUGAAAUGAACUUUUGUAGCGCCCGCAUCUGGCAUUUUAUCUUUUAUUUAUGGGUAUGGUUAGGUUUUAGUCGACUGAGAUUUAUCCAAAUCUAUGUCAAAUGGCAUAGCAUGCAAGAGAGGAAAAGAAAAAACUGAAUAUUUUUUUCGCACGGAUCUUAAUGAAAAUCUUAUGAA